This is a messenger RNA of Porites evermanni, 3522 nucleotides long. NCBI's taxonomy places the organism in Eukaryota, Metazoa, Cnidaria, Anthozoa, Scleractinia, Poritidae. The record is from the annotation of a GenBank genome assembly.
GUGAAUGCAGACGAAUGGGAAAGAAUUGUUUUCCAAGACUAUUACUGGGAUCGAAACGUAAGGGAAAACUCGUACCGGUGCGAGUUUCAGUACCGGGAAGACUUUUUGAUUUCGUAUCGCGUUUACAUGAUGACUGGGUCAUUUCAUAUCUCGCUAUUUGAAGGUACUCUUCAUGUUGAUAAAAUACAAGUGUGAUUCAAAAUCGCAAACAUUACGCAUGCGCUACCCGUUCCAGUCUACUGGCAGACCGAUUUUCACACCGAAACUUUUGGUCGGUUUGCGUUUACAUUACUACCAUUGCGAGAUUUCGUACCGGAGCGAAAUUCUCUUCCUAGUACAACAACCGGGAUGAGCCCACGCGGGGUGACUCGCGCCGGCAUGACUUUUUGUGGUGGUAUCAUGUAAACAAAUGUAGAGCCAUGAGAGGGAACCGGAGUGAAAUCGCUCUGGUGCGAAAGUCGCCCCGGUGUCAUGUAAACACCUCCUGCAGAUAUUCCAAAUGACCUAGGAGAUUGUUAACUGAGCCAAUUUGCAUUAACACCUCCUGUGCAUAGUUAAUUCAAGCUAGAAACGCUCGGUAAAUGGUACUCGUUUACAAAUAUAUAUGUAUGACCAUGACUCAUUUUUCCUCUGCAAGGCAACCACGGCUGCCCACUCAAGGCUUAAAAAAAGGUGUCUACCAAGGAUAAAAAUAUGAUAGCACAGCGAAAGAGAAGACAAACAAACACAUAAACAAACAGAAAGAAGCACUCACAAAAAAAGAGGAAAAUAUUUUUGUGUUUACUGGUCCGUGUGAGGGUCGAACUCACGACCUUGGCGUUAUCAGCACCACGCUCUGCCGACUGAGCUAACGGACCUAACACAUCAGUCAAAGUCAAACUAUUAGUUUCUUUACCCAUGUGACGUGUAUUCUCGAAGAAAGAGAACAGUAGAGCAAUUUCGCAAAGGCUGUGAGCUUUUCCAAUUGACCAAAAAUAUUCGUAAAUCUAGUUGGAAAUAUCUUUUGGGUAAACAUCUAAUUAUAUUCAUUCUCUCUUGUUAUUUUCUAAGAAUUUUAAAUGCAGCGUGACGGAAAAAUCCUAUGUGAGUUGGGGGAUCGGAGGAGGCUUUGAAUCGAACGAAUUCUCGCAAAAGGUUGACUGGUGACGUAGGGCAAACUUGCCAAGAACGACUGGGACCGAGACUAAUGAAAUAUUUCCUUUUUUUUCGUAUUUUAGCUGAAAGGGAGCAAAAAGCUGAUGAUGAGCAGUCAGUUAUGUCGGUUGAACAUGGCUCCAGAAAACAAUGGCAGAAGGCAACCAAGAGCGUAACGGCUCAAAAACAGGUUAGUCAGUCCAAGCUAGAAAGGUACUCCCAAAGGUAUAGUUUGGAAUCACAGUGCAACUUUUCAAGAAUUCAGGUUCAGUCAGGAAGAUAUCACAUAUUUAAGCCAUGCUGUCUUUUAAGACUUUAUUAAAGGUUGUGCGGCACGCGCGCUAAGCGCACGCGCCACUUCAUUCGCACUCGCAGCACACGCGCUAAAUAGGAAGCUUAAGCAACGACGACGGCGACGGCGACGGAUGAAAACGUCCGCUUGAAAAGUGAAUUCGCGCGCCUCAAACUUUAUCGCGCUUAUUCCAUCUCGUUUAAUUCGUCAAAUGUUGGCAAACUUCUCUGGAGUUGAAUUCUAAAGGAUUGUAUCAAAGUUCAGGAAAAGAAAAACUAAAUUGUUGUUUUGUGUUUCCGUCCUCGACAAAACGUGAAAUUAGGCAUUUUCACGUUGUAGUCUUGCAACGACGGCAAGAAAUGAACAAAAAAAGCGUGAUGCGCAUGCAAAGUUUUUUUUUGCCAAUCUAAACCUAUUGGUUUAUGGCCGUUCUCGUCGCCGUCGACCUCUUCGUUGCUUAAGCUCCCUAAUACGCUGAUUUAGUAACAGAACGGGAACGUCAUUCAACGACUGUAAAGCGCGCGGAAAAGACUAAACUCGACUUCCGGUGCCCAAUUUGUCGCUCUGCCAUUGGUGAAGCCAGUUGUUUGAUUUGCGCGCGCCGUCGUCAACUGAUGUUCCAGUUCUGUUGCUAAAUCAGCCUAAUGAGGGGUUUGUGACGGGAACGCACUAAAACCUGACAAAAUCAUUGUGACACCUCUAGAAUUGAGAUAUGAUCGAUUCCAGAACUAAAAGAACAUAGAGGGAUCACGUUACCGAGCGUAAAGAAACCUUUCUCCAUUUUCUAUGUCACUUCCAAACUUGCAGGCCACUACUUUAUUUGCUAACACAUAGCUAAUGNCAGUUGUUUGAUUUGCGCGCGCCGUCGUCAACUGAUGUUCCAGUUCUGUUGCUAAAUCAGCCUAAUGAGGGGUUUGUGACGGGAACGCACUAAAACCUGACAAAAUCAUUGUGACACCUCUAGAAUUGAGAUAUGAUCGAUUCCAGAACUAAAAGAACAUAGAGGGAUCACGUUACCGAGCGUAAAGAAACCUUUCUCCAUUUUCUAUGUCACUUCCAAACUUGCAGGCCACUACUUUAUUUGCUAACACAUAGCUAAUGAAAAAUCUGUCUUAUUCUUAUGUUUUUUUUUUAUUCCUGGUUAUCUACUAUUGACUCGAAAGACUGUCUUUUUUUUUCUGUUUACUGGUAUUUAACUUUAUUUAAAGGUUAUUGAGCAUAUGUCACGUGACAACGCAGCCCCCAUUAACAGAUUCAAAAUGGCGGCACAUCGGGUUCAGGGCGAGGAAAGACUGUACGCCAAUCAGGCAGGACCCAGUCUCCACGAUGUUGUGCAAAUGGCGCGCGAUGCUAAUGGCAAUGCAGUAGAUGACCAAGACAGGGACUUGGAAGACUUACAUCUCCCUGUUCUACAAAUAGGCUCUCCUUCAAAUCGAUUGAAUUGGGGUGCCUCAGAUUUACAAGAUACACUUCAAAGCAGAAUGCGUGAGAGUACUGAUAUUUUAAUUCGUAAAAUAGCGGAGAUUCAAUAUGAAGAGAAUCUAAGGCAAUCUCAGGAGACAAUCCGCGAGGCACUGGAGCGAGUUAAGAAGGCUCAAGACCGAGCGCAGUAUAUGAAGAGUCUGCGGCGAGAUCUUAAAGAACGCCUUUAUGGAGAGCUUGAGUUUAGGCAAGCCAACGGAAACUUGAAAGUCGAUGAGGGUAGCAAAGAGAAGGAAAAGAGUGAUCAAAAACACAAGCAGAUUUUACAAGAACUCAAAAAGGAAAAAGAAUGGCAGCGAAGAACUGAGGUGAUGAUUUCAAAGCAAGAAGAGAAAAUUGAAGAACUCAGAAAAGAAGUGAAAAUGGAGAUCCGCGGGAUAAUGGAGGAACAGAAUAAACACUACGAGGAAAUGAAACAAAUGCUACAGGAUUCCAAGGCGCUGGUUCCGUUUCAGGGAAGUGAUCAGGCGUAUGGUAGUUUAGAUGGAUCAACACGAUCAAGAUCAAAUCCAGAUGAACAGAUGACACCAAGAAAACGAAGGCGACGCAGAAACAUAAAAACUCCAGUCGAGGAACGUUCUCGGUCAAGCACCCCAGAAUUUUACAUCCAAUAA